AUGGUCGACACACCAAUAAGCGCUACCACUCCCUCAACCAUAAUCCAUGGCAGCGGGAGUGAUAGUCUACCCGAAGAAUUCCGCAUGGAGUCGGGACGUAGUGUGAUCGAGAAGAGCUUUGGGAAGACCCGCCAUGAAUCUGAAGAAGGUCCAGAACUAAACCCCCCAAUUCUUCCUAGACAGGGAACGGAGGCUUCUUACUAUUGGCAGUUAUCCCAUUGCUGGGUGAGCAUUCCCAGGAACAUAUCCUGGUCAAUAUGCCAGAGAAUUGAAACAAACACAGCUCAUGCUGGUGGUGGUGGUGGUGGUGGUGGUGGUGAUGAUAAUGAAGGGGUAACAACCUCGCCGAACAAGGCAAACCGGUCAGAGCAUUCAGGCAUCUGUUAUGGAUGA
This is a messenger RNA of Paracoccidioides lutzii Pb01, 393 nucleotides long. RefSeq lists its product as hypothetical. The transcript is spliced from 2 exons. Bases 1 to 393 code for a protein of 130 amino acids. The record is from RefSeq and is a predicted model, not a curated record.